AUGGCUUUUGUUCAAGAACAAAGGAGAUGCCCCUCUCUCUUAGCAGCACCAUUCCUCCUCUACAGUUGCUCAUCUCUGUGUCGCUCCACCAGACAGCAACAGUAUAUGCUUUACAAGGAGAUGGAAUCUGCAGAUGAAUAUUAUUUUGAUGUGAAGAAGUCUGUGUCUCAGUCCCAUAAACAGGAUUCCUUCUCAACUCUGUCUAUUGGUCAAUCUCAUUAUGAAGCUUCUGCUGUGGAAAGAGCCAAGUCUUACAUGCAAAAUAUUGCAUGUCAGGCAGAUUACCAUGAACCUCACAAGAUGAAAGGGGAGGGCUUCAUCAAUCCAUCUCUUCUGUAUGGAAAUGCAGAUCACAUCGCUCAUCAAGUUCAAUCGGAUCAAAAUCAGUCAAUGGCUCACAUAUCCUUUCCUUUGUCUGAAUCUUACUUCGGCCAGCUCGUGGUUGCUUAUAGCCCAAAUGCUGUUCUAUAUCCUCCCAUGGAGGGGAUCACAUCUGCAAGAGUUGCUCUUCCUCUUGAUUGUACAGAAGGCAUGCCCAUUUAUGUCAAUGCAAAACAACACCAUGCCAUCCUUAGACGUCGACAAAUCCGAGCCAAGCUUGAGGCUCAGAAUAAGCUGGCCAAAUCAAGAAAGCCAUAUCUUCACGAGUCUCGACAUCUUCAUGCAUUAAGGAGGGCUAGGAGUUCCGGAGGGCGCUUUUUAAACACAAAGAAUACACAAAAAUUGAGGCCUUCACCCCAAACUUUUCAUAAAAUCCUCUCUGAACAACAGUUCAGAGAAGACAUAUCAGACGCUGAUAUUCAGAACUCAGAAAGCAGCAGUUGGGGUGCCUCACCUGCUAACUCUGAUGUCUGA
Messenger RNA from Fraxinus pennsylvanica, 855 nucleotides. NCBI's taxonomy places the organism in Eukaryota, Viridiplantae, Streptophyta, Magnoliopsida, Lamiales, Oleaceae. The record is from the annotation of a GenBank genome assembly.